Messenger RNA from Syngnathoides biaculeatus (alligator pipefish), 5340 nucleotides. It is a transcript of the gene ahrra, whose product is annotated as aryl-hydrocarbon receptor repressor a. Gene Ontology annotation, biological process: innate immune response; regulation of transcription by RNA polymerase II. Gene Ontology annotation, cellular component: nucleus; aryl hydrocarbon receptor complex; cytoplasm. Gene Ontology annotation, molecular function: nuclear receptor activity; protein dimerization activity; transcription cis-regulatory region binding. Lineage: Eukaryota; Metazoa; Chordata; Actinopteri; Syngnathiformes; Syngnathidae. The record is from RefSeq and is a predicted model, not a curated record. The transcript has 26 exons. The coding region runs from base 457 to 5340 and encodes 1627 amino acids.
UUAGCUUCUUGAGUAAGACGAUAAAAUGUGAGUUAUGUUGAAACGGAAAAAUCAUUUGAGAAGUACCAACUACGGAAGGUAUUUUUUUAUUAUGUAAAUAAUGUGAAUUUAAGACAUGGUGUCGAUUGGUCGUUUUCUUUUGAAAUUAAACCGGAAAUUGUGUCCGCGUAAAUGACGAGAAUGAACCAAUUCUAGAUCAAGUAACGGGCAACAGCGCAAAGUUAGCCGGUGGUCAGCCCAUGUCAACAAGUUUUGUCAAAAACAACAGUCUGUGGGUAUUGUUUUGACCAAAUUGGUACAAAGGUACAUUUUUAUAGUUUCUCGCUGUUCCACGUCGAUAGGGGCGCGCGCAUCAUGACGUCCAGAUGCAGGCCGAGUGACAGAGGAAAAGUGUCCAACUCUUCUUGUCGAUAACUUCAAGUUGAAUGGGAGCGGAAUCGCAGCAACAAGGCGGACAUGAACUUCGGCGUGCCCGCUAACUCGAUGCUACUCCUCCGCGCCUGCGAUGAGGGGGACUACGAAACGGCCCGGGGGAUCCUGGAACCCGGAGCCUCCAAGGACUGCGGGCGCCAGAGCAGGCUGCGCUCGGACGCGGGCUCCGAGUGCAACCCGGCGGAUCUGUUGUCUCUCGUCCCGGUGGACUGCACGGACGAGGAGGGGAACACCGGCCUGCAGUUUGCCUCGGCCAGCGGUCACGAAAACCUGGUGCGGUUUUUGCUCCGUAAGGGGGCCUCGGUGGACAGCCGCAACAAUUACGGUUGGACGCCCCUCAUGCAGGCUGCCAGAUUUGGUCACCUGACCGUCGCUCACAUCCUCCUGGAGAACGGGGCCGACAUUAAUGGGCGGAACCGGCUGGGCGCAAGCGUCCUGACGAUGGCCGCUCGCGGGGGACACACGCAUGUGGUGAAACUUCUCCUGGAGAGCGACGCCUUCGUGGACGACUUCGACCACCUGGCGGCGGCCGCCGAGGCAGACCCCAACGGAAAUAACAACAACAGCUGCAGCGCUGCCGGUUUCGUGGCCGGCGAAGGCUGCGCAGGGGGCGGCCUGCGGGAUUUCAUGGACGUCACAGCCCUGAUGGUGGCGUCUCAGCACGGCCACGAGGCCACGGUGCGUCUGCUGCUGGAGUGGGGCGCCGACGUCAGCGUUGCGCAGAAGACCACCGGCUGGGGUCCGCUGAUGGUGGCUGCACUCAGCGGGAAGGUGGCCGUGGCCCAGCAGCUGGUGGAGCGUGGUGCCGAUCCAGACCGAGUGAAUGUGUUAUCCAAGACGGCGUUUGAGCUCGCCAUGCAGUUGAAACAGCGAGAGAUCAAGGCUUACCUGGAUUCCAUCACCACCGUACGACCGCAGACUGAUGAUGAGAGACGAAGACCAGAUGUGUUCAGCGCCCUCAAACUGGGAAAUUCCCAGCUCGUCAAAGAAAUCUUGGAAGAGGAUCCCACUCAGGUGAAUUCCUCCAAUCAGGAGGGAGCGACGCCAUUGAUGAUGGCGGCAGUCAGCGGCCAGUUGGAAGUUGUGCAGCGGAUGGUGGAGAAGAAGGCCGACGUCGACAAACAAGACGGAGUCCACGGGUGGACGGCCUUGAUGCAGGCCACGUAUCAUGGAAAUAAAGACGUUGUCAAGUACCUACUCAGUCAAGGGGCUGACGUCAACCUUCGAGCAAAGAAUGGAUACACAGCUUUUGAUUUGGUCAUGCUGCUGAAUGAUCCAGACACCGAGCUGGUGCGUCUGCUCGCCUCGGUGUGCAUGCAAGUGGACAAGGAGCGGUCCAAGCAGCGUGGCAGGACACCAGUGGCUCACUCCAAAGGCAGGCACGCCCUCAACAACGCCCCCGUGCCACCCGAUGACAAAGGAGGCCUUAAGUCCUGGUGGAGUAGGAUGUCUAAUCGAUUCCGGCGGCUGAAGCUGACUCACACCUUGAGACACGGCUUUUUGUCCAACCGACUGGCUCCGUUCCCAGACGACGCGGAUACCUCCCUCGACACCACCAUGAAGGCUGACGUGAAACCUGCUAGUACCGCUAACGCCGCUCUGGCACCCACGAGUGCCCAGGGAGUAAGUGACAUCGGCACCGUUUGGGCAGUCAAGAGCAAAGAGACGGGUCUGUGCAGAACAUCAUCAGAAAAAGAUGACAUGCUAAUUACCACAAUGCUUCGCAGCGGCGCUCCGCUUACCCGGCUGCCUAACGACAAGCUGAAGGCGGUGAUCCCGCCCUUCCUGCCUCCAUCCAACUUUGAAUCGUGGAACUCUGACCGCUCGCACCUCCUCAGGGAGGGGAAAAGCGAAGCACCUCGGCUUCCGAUGCCUCCCCAGAGGAAGUUGAACAGCAGCGGGAACUCUGAUAUUACUUCAAUCAGUCGAGUGGUGAGCAGAUCCAUGAAGUUUCCUGGCCUUCCCAAGGGUCCUUCUUCCUCUUCUCCUUCCAAUUCUGGCCACUACCACUCGCCUCACUCCUCUGGGGGCUCCAAUGGCGUGGCAGGCCUCAACCGGGACACGCACAAUCGCUCAGGCGGCAGCGCAGACGGUGUUCUCGCCCAGAUAGCGGCCCAACGCAAGAAAGCCGCGGGCCUGAUUGAGGUGAAGGCUCAGCCGAGUGAGAAACGGCACAGCCAACGUUUAAGUCCACCGCCACUUCCUGUUGCCCCCGCCAGCAGCAUGCCAACGCCAGACAUCUGCCUCCCUGAUACGCACACUCACGCCAAUCUGGACAUCUCCUCAAGAAGGAAGAUGGAUUUGAAAAGGAGACCCCAGUCCGGGAAUUCAUCCACCUCCAAGAGCACGUCGCCCACUCUGACGCCGUCCCCCUCCCCGACCCCCAAGCCCCCCGGCGGGCAAGGAGACUCCUUGUCCUCGGCUUCUUCCCACCCCCGCUCCAAGAGCAGCGGUGGCUCCAGCAGUGGAACCAUCACCGAUGACGAUGAGUUGUCAAGUAUCUUAAAGAAGCUGUCGUUGGAAAAAUAUCAGCCCAUAUUUGAGGAACAGGAGGUGGAUAUGGAAGCUUUUCUGACUUUAACAGAUGGAGACCUGAGGGAGCUCGGCAUCAAAACAGAUGGACCCAGACAGCAGAUCUUGGCCGCCAUAUCAGAGCUUAAUGCCGGGAAAGGCCGGGAAAGGCAGAUCCUUCAAGAAACCAUCCACAACUUCCAGUCGUCCUUCGGCAGCAGUGCCAGCAACCCGAGACCACCCGGAGAGCCACGCUCUCCAACUAACUGGAUGAGACAUCAAGUUCGUUCCUCUAGUAAAAGCGCACCUGUUACCUCCACGGAGCGCAAGAUCAUGAUCCCUCCCGGAGACUGCAUGUACGCGGGCAGGAAGCGGAGGAAGCCCGUGCAAAAGCAGAAGCCGUCAUCCGCUAAUGAGAAAACGAACCCGUCCAAGCGGCACCGGGACAGGCUGAACGCCGAGCUGGACCGGCUGGCCAGCCUGCUGCCGUUCCCCCCGGACGUCAUCUCCAAACUGGACAAACUGUCUGUGCUGCGCCUCGCCGUUUCCUACCUCCGCGUCAAGAGUUUCUUCCAAGCAAAUCAAGACAAGGCGCCAAGGAAGCACAUCAACGCUGCAUCCCCCAACCUUGAACCCGGCAGGAAAGAGAGCAUCCCAACGGGCACGGGUGUCAACGAAAGUGGCCUGCUCUUGGAGUCCCUGACAGGAUUUGCCUUGGUUGUGAGCAGCGAUGGGAUGGUCUUUUAUGCCUCCUCGACCAUUGUGGACUAUCUGGGAUUCCAUCAGACUGAUGUGAUGCACCAGAAUGUGUUCGAUUACAUCCACAUAGAUGACCGCCAGGAGUUCAGAAGCCAGCUACACUGGGCCAUGUGCCCUCCACAGCAUCAAGGGCCAUCAGCACAUCAGGACGCCCAGCUCGCUGCAGGGACUGGUGACGAGUUUGUGGUGAGCAGUCUGUUCCACUCUCCAGAGGCGGGGGGCAUUCCUCCUGAGCUCUCCUGCUUUCUCAACAGAUGUUUCAUAGCGAGGGUCCGAUGUCUCUUGGACAGCACAUCUGGAUUCUUGACAAUGCAGUUUCAGGGUCGGCUGAAGUUUCUCCAAGGACAGAAAAAGAAGUCUGCCUCCGGGGCUCCGCUUCCUCCCCAGCUGGCUCUCUUCUGCAUAGCUGUACCCCUUUUACUGCCCUCCAUUACCGAGAUGAAAAUGAAGAACAUGUUAAUGCGAGGAAAGAACAAGAGCGGAGGAGGGAUUAUCUCGGCACUGGAGCAUGGAGAACGAGGGGAACACCUCCGAAGGCACUCCUUCAGUGGAGGAAUGGGCGAUGUAGCAGACCCUCUUCUCCUCUCCUGUCCAAACCCCGGGGGCGCUCAGAGGGGCCACCACACUCCCUGGACCCCGCUCACCAAAGAUAACCUCAAAUUCCGCUCCGACGGCUACUACAACCAGGAAGAGCCCCUCAAUUUCUGCAAGACGUCAAUGUCUUCCCAUAAGGGCCUCGGUCCCGGCUUGGGGAGCGGUUGGCCUCUGCGGCCGAACUCGGGGCCCCUCAGAACGGGCCAGGGUGUCGGCUACAUCCCGACCAACCGCUUAAACAAGCCCGGCCAAUACGGGAAGCCGUACCGUCUUUCCCCUGGCUGCCACGGCAGCAGGAACGGGGAGGUGUUCGUCUCCAAGCUCUACGGCAGCCUGCAGAUCCCCGCAGACCCAGACGCCUACUGCGUGGAUUUAGUGAAGAGUGAGAACGGGUACGGCGAAUGCUACGACGGCCACCUGAUGCCGCCCAUCAAAGUGGAGCACGACUCUGACUCGGAGAACGGCUGCGAUCCCUUCGGGCGACCUUGGGUGCAUCGGGAUCCGGACGCUAUUGACCGUCGCUACGGUAACGGGGUAUACGACCAGAGUUCUGGCGUCCAGCUCAAAUCGGAAACGGACUACUACGAUCUCCAGUAUUCGCCCUGCCAACGGAGCAAAGCGGGGAUCAGCCCACCGUACAACAGUGGCAACUAUCAGAACAACUAUGCAGUGAACAACAGUGGACGUUUGUUAAAAUGCGACAAAGACACGGGCAAUAACAAUAACAACGACAACAGUCAGUUCAGCCCUCAGAGACUCUCUCACUCCCAAUGCAGUAAUCAAUCGGUCAACCUCAUCGAUUCUCAAGUCUACCAACAGGAGCCUCAAAAGCCAUACAUGCACCAGGACUUCAACAAGCACGGCACUUACGAGUUCAAAGGUCACGGGCUGAUCCAUUCCAUCAAACGAGAGCCCAUGGACUCCCCGCCGUGGUCCGAGGGCGGCCAUGACCUGAGCCAGCCCAUGAUGGUUGGUCCGAGGAACGUUAUGCCAUGCGUGAGCACAGGGCACCACAAAUCCAGCCCUUACAUUUAUAUGCCCUAG